This is a messenger RNA of Aethalodelphis obliquidens (Pacific white-sided dolphin), 4957 nucleotides long. It is a transcript of the gene SLC9D1, whose product is annotated as solute carrier family 9 member D1. Gene Ontology annotation, biological process: proton transmembrane transport; potassium ion transmembrane transport. The transcript has 10 exons. The record is from RefSeq and is a predicted model, not a curated record. Gene Ontology annotation, cellular component: membrane. NCBI's taxonomy places the organism in Eukaryota, Metazoa, Chordata, Mammalia, Artiodactyla, Delphinidae. Bases 1739 to 3382 code for a protein of 547 amino acids. Gene Ontology annotation, molecular function: potassium:proton antiporter activity.
CGGCCUGAAGUGCGGCCCUCGGGGCUUCCCUCUCCUCUCCUCCCUUCUCCUGGGGUCUCCCCUUCCCGUGGGUGUUAGUUCUUCUCCUCCCCGGGGUCUGGUCUCCCCUCGGGGUCUUUCCUCCCAAGGUCUACUCUUCCUGGGGGUUCCUUCUCCCCCUCCCCGGGAGUCUGGUCUCCCAUCCCCCUCCCGGGUCUCCCCUCUCCGGGGGUCUCCCCUUCCCGAGGAUGUCUUCUCCCCCUCCCUGGGGGGCGGUGUCUGGUCUCUCCUUCCUCUCCCUAGAGGUCUCCCCUCUUCCUUUCCAGGGGUCUCUCCGCCUUCUCCCGAGGUUCCGUCCUCUCGGCCUCACUCAGCCCCCGCCCGCUCUCUCCUCCUCCGGGCUUUGCGCCGAGAGCGGUGCUGCACCUGAGCACCCUUUACCGGACCCCGCACCUGGCGGCGGCCCCGGGGUUGCGGGGAGGGCCAAUGGGGGUGCGGGCGGGAGCUGGCGAGGCUUCAGACACCGCGGGCCACUCGGUUGGACAGUCUACGCUCUCCCGGUGCCUGAUCCUCGGGUCAGAUCUGCGGAGGAGCCGCCGCUCCACGAGCCCCUGGGGGUCCUGGCUCUGCGAGCCGCUCCCUGGUUCCCGUCGGACCUCACCCGUGGUCCCCGUUCACGGUGUCGUCCAGGUGUCAGGCGGCCCCGCCAGGUUCCAGGUCCCCUGGGAAAAGGACGCACGACGUGAGCCCCGAGUUUCCGCGUGAUUCGGGGACAGCCCGUCAUCCAGCUCCGGGGAGCCGCUACGAGGAGGGGGGCCUCGUGGAGGGUCGCUGCCUGUCACGGGGACAAGUAUCCCGUGAAUGACUCUAGCGCUUUCCUAAGGGUGGGAAGAUGCAAGGAUCCGGUCUGUAAAUGUUGUUCCUAAAGUGUAAUCGUCGAAGGGCCUGUUUUCCCAAAGCGCCAGGCCUCAUUCCGUUCUGGGUCUGCGCUCCCCUCGGGCUGCGCUGUGUGCGCCCGGCACCCCAUGGCUGGCCGGGGGAACCGGAUGGCGAAUAACGUAACUGAGUUCACAGCCUUUUUAUACGUUUUUCUAAUCAUUUUUUCGGCCAGAGCGGCAUACUGUUUUACUGGUCCCAAAUUUCUUUUAUAAUAUAAAUUUUUGAAAAGACAUUGUCUCAGUGAUUGGAUUAUUAACGGAAUACUGGGUUUUUGUACAGUUUAAUUAACAUUAAAUACUUUAAAACUUUUUAUUGUCCGUAAGAAUUUUCUUCUUUCCUUCCUCUCCCCCUUUUUUUAACUCAUUCUCCCAUUUUACUGAUUAGAAGUGAACCAUAAAUUGUAUUGUAAGUGCUUAUAAGUGCUUUAUCUUUUAAGAAAUAGACUUUACGUCAUCUAACUUGUUAAAGUGUAAAAUAGGCUUUUCAGGUAAACUCCUCCACAGAUUACAUUGAGGUAGAUCGCUUCCACUGGGGGUUUCUUUGCUUCCUUGGAUCUUUCCACAAGUUCCCCCCUUUGUUUCCCGUUUUGUGCCUGACCUGGAAGUUCUGGUGGCAUCAGGAAGAGAUACUGCAAACAACCCUCCUGCUUUCCUUUUUCCAGAGGCCCUGCACCCGCUAACCCUGAUCCUGCCCCAUCCAAGCGGCUCGCUCUGGAAUUCCUGCCUGGAGCUCCCAUACCAGCUGAAAAUGCGUAUCUCAAAGGCAAGCCCGACUUAGCAGGAGUCUUUGGCCUGCCUUGCCCUGUCCCUGAAGUCGGAUCAUGAAGGUGCUGGGGAGAAGCCACCUGUGGGUGUGGCUCCCGUUCCUUCACCUGCUGGCCAGUGGCGCGGAGCACGAGGAAGCGGUGAGACACGCCAUCGAGUUGCACCGGCGCCAAGGGGCGGCCGUCACCCAGAGGAGACAGUGGGUCCUGGACGGUUGCAGAAAGCUCUCCGGGCUUCUUCGCCAAAAGGCUGUGGUUCUUAACAAACUGAAAAGUGCAGUCAGAGCAGUGGAAAAAGACGCCAGCCUUUCGGAUGAAGAGAAGCUGUUUCAGGUGCACAUGUUUGAAAUUUUCCAGAAAGAGCUGAAUGAAAGUGAAAACUCAGUCUUCCAGGCCGUCCAUGGACUCCAGAGAGCCCUGCAGGGCGACUACAGGGACGUGGCCAACGUGAAGGAGAGCAGCAGGCAGCGCCUGGAGGCCCUGCGGAAGGCAGCCAUCAAGGAAGAGACGGAGUAUGUGGAACUUCUGGCAGCAGAAAAACAUCAGGCUGAAGUUCUUAAAAGCAUGCAGCAUCGGAACAAAAGUUUAUCCCUCCUGGAUGAGAUCCUUGAGGACGUGAGGAAGGCGGCAGACCGUCUGGAGAAGGAGACGGAGGAACGCGCUUUCGACGACAAUAGGUCGGUCAGAGGGGUCAACUUUGAGGCAGUUCUGCGGGUGGAAGAGGACGAGGCCGGCUCCAAGCAGAACCUCACGAACCGGGAGGUCGAGGAGGACCUGGGCCUGAGCAUGCUCAUCGACUCCCAGAAUAACCAGUACAUCCUGACCAAGCCCAGGGACGCCACCAUCCCGCGGGCAGACCCCCACCUCAUCAAGGACAUCGUCACCAUAGGGAUGUUGUCCUUACCAUGCGGCUGGCUCUGUACAACGAUAGGACUGCCGACCAUGUUUGGUUACAUCAUCUGUGGCGUGCUUCUGGGGCCCUCCGGACUCAACAGUAUUAAGUCAGUUGUGCAGGUGGAGACGUUGGGAGAAUUUGGCGUGUUCUUUACUCUCUUCCUCGUUGGCUUAGAAUUUUCCCCAGAGAAGCUGAGAAAGGUGUGGAAGAUCUCCCUGCAGGGGCCCUGCUACAUGACUCUGCUCAUGGUGGCCUUUGGCUUGCUCUGGGGCCACCUUCUGCAGAUCAGACCCACCCAGAGCGUCUUUAUCUCCACCUGCCUCUCCUUGUCGAGCACACCCCUGGUGUCCAAGUUCCUUGUGGGCAGCGCUCGCAGCGACAAGGAAGCAGGCGACAUCGACUACGGCGCGGUGCUGCUGGGGAUGCUGGUGACGCAGGACGUGCAGCUGGGACUGUUCAUGGCUGUCCUGCCCACGCUCAUCCAGGCGGGAGCCGGCGCACACGCCAGCGUCGCCAUGGAGAUCCUGCGGGUCCUGGGCCUGGUCGGGCAGGUCCUCUUCUCGCUUGCUGCGGUUCUCCUCUUCUGUCUUGUCGUGAGGACCUACCUCGUGGGACCGUACUGCCGGAGGCUGCACGCGGAGAGCAAGGGGAACAAGGAGGUCCUCAUCCUGGGAAUCUCCGCUUUCACCUUCCUCAUGCUGACGUUGGCAUCCGUGAGACGCUUGUGGGUGUUUUAUCCGCGCACAGUCGUGCUGCCUGGCGCUUCUACCCGCGCUCUAGGCUCUCUGCUGGGAUGGUGUUUGUGAGUGUGCAACCGUGCGAGUGUGUCUUAGACGCUUUGCAUCCGAAGUAAGAAUCACAGUUUAAAACGACUUUUUGUUCUGUUUGAUGAGAACAAGCUAGUGAGCAGCAUAACUUCUUUCACUGUAACGUGAAAAGCUCACCAUAGAGGCUUGUUUUGGAGGCGGCCGUCCCAGUUAAGGGACAGGCUUCUCAUGGGAGAGCAGGGGAGGGGCUGGAGACCCCGUAAACAGUCCCAGCUCUGGGGGCAUCACCUGCACGGAAGAGCUGCGCCCCUCGACGUGCGCCGGAGAAGUGAAGACCCGUGUUCACGUGGAAACUGACGUGUGAGCGUGACAACAGCUGUGCUCCCAUCAGCCCAGACCGCCCAGAUGGCCUUCCUCAGGCGCGUAGUUCAGCCAGCCACGGCCCUCCACGCCAGGGCAGCCACCCAGCUUUGAACCGUGGGUCUGUGAGUCGCCGGAGAGCUGUGCUGACUCGAAAAGCCGGUCCCCAAGGUCAGGCGCUGCGUCCCUCCACCUGCGUGCAGUUCGUGAAGACAGAUCAGAGACGGGGGAAGGCCGCUGGCCGGGUGCUGAGGAGGGAGGUGGUGGGGAGGACCCCGGAGGUCACGGCGGCCCACGUGGCUCCACGGUGUCACAUCCACGGGGCUCGUGCUGUGACUUGGGAAGAUGCUGCCGUGGGGGAGCCCGGGGGAAGGUACCGGGGUCUCUGGAUGACUUCGUAGAACUGCACAUGAGCCUACAGUAAGGUCAAGAGAAAAGUUUAAUCCUAUAAAGGACACUGAGGAAAAGAACUUCCUUACACAGUUGCGUUGCCUGCUAGUGUCUCGUAAUCUUGGGAGAAGACUGAGGUUUGCUUUUGCUCAGAGCCGUUCACGUAUGUGACCGACUUCGGUUUUGUGCGUUGUUCCAUCCCAUCUGGAGUGUCCUCUCUGGAAUGACACCCAGCAGAGCGCUCUGACCCGGCGCUCCGUGCUGCCACCUAGCGGCACUUGAGCCGAAGCAGCCUCGCUCUGCGGCCCGUGUGUCCCGAGCGCCUGCGCGGGUUCCGGGCGCCGGGGGAGGCAUCUAGCGUCCGAGGCCGCCGCUCGCUCGCGCCGUCUGUGCUUAGACGUUCCGGGCCGUGGGAGUGAGGCUGGACGUGCGGGUCUAGGCCCGGGCCGUGUGGGCCUGCGUGACCGCAGCUGGUUUCCCCAGGUGGCCGUGCCCUUCUCCCCGCCCAGCACGUUUCAGAGGCUGACCCCAAGCUGUAGCCCGUGCCAGUGCUUCAUUCCUUCCCACGGCUGAAUGGUAUUCCUUGUCAGAUACAGUUUUGCUAAUAUCUUGUAGUUUGUGACUUGCCUUUCACUCUCUUGACGACGUGUUUUUGAACGGAAGUUCCUAAUUGUAGCGUGGUGCUGUGAUCGUUCUUUAAGGGCAGCACUUCAGGGUCCUGCGUGACGCGUGUUUUCCGGCUCCAGGUCACGGAGAUGCUGUGUGUUGUCCUCUGGAAACGCACUGCUUUCUUUUCUCACUGAGACCUGCCAUCCACGGGAGGCGAGUUAGCGCGGGGUGGAUGGCCGUGGUCAGGACCUGUUC